UCCUCUUUUAUGAGCUGGGUACGUGCCGAGGACCUUUUUUGUUUCUUGGUUGUGAAUGGGGUGAGGAAGCUGGUCCUGGAACUGAAGCUUCCUGGAUGUCUAGGUCUCCAUGGAAACAGCAUCUGGGGCCCCCUGAGAGGCGCAGGCGUAGGAUGCUCCAGCCAUCAGAGGGGCUGAGGGCUGGCGUAUUGGGACACUGUGUCCACUCAGGCUUGGAACCAAGCUCUCUUGGAGUACGGAUGGGGACUAAUGUUCUGGCAAAUUGAAGUCUUACAAUGUACAGAGAAAUUUAGCAUUUCAUGGUGGCAGAGAGGACCUCAGCUUUUCAUGGGGAAGGGAGGAGGCAUCUGAACCUGACAGAGGAAAGGCCCAGAUGAAGAAAGGCAGAGAGUCAGAGAGGUGAGGCAGAGGGAUGGGGCCACAGGUGGCUGAAGCAGUGAUUCAGGCACCUGGCUUGGGGCUCGAGGCUUACACAGAGAGUCUGUGUCAGCUGGAGGCGUUGGGGGGGGGGCGCUGGAGUGAGUAGUCAGGGUGACUAGUCAGUCAUCUGAGUGUCCCCAGAACAGCACAGCAAGGUGCCUAUGGGGAAAAGUCCCUCCCACCCCUGUCCCCCACCCUGAAAUCCCAAGGUCACCUUGACACAGACCAAGUUUGCAGAGAAAUGUGAGAAACCCAUGGCACAGGACUCUUGCUGGAGACAAAGUUCUUGAGCAGAGAUGAAAAAGUCCACUGAGCUUGGGUGGGCGGGGGUGCUCUCCUGAGCUGUCCAGCUGACUAUUCAGCUCUUCUCAGCCGGUGCCAGCUGCUGGAAUGGAGUGAAUUCUUUCCUUGGACUCUGCUGAUCUGGCCCAUUAAAAACACUGCCCUGAUUCGCCUGAAUUCUCUCCCUUUGGAUUCUGGGUGUACUGCCAGCCGACGGAGCAGGCAGCUGAAGGGGUGAAGAUUUUUCCUUAAGAUUUUAGCAUUCAGAUUCCAAGGGAGCAUCAUUUACGAUUCAGGAGGAGUUCCUGUGGGCUUGAAGGAACAAUGGCCUUGGGUCUGGUCGUUUUAAGGGAAGAUCUACCUUCCUGGCUGCCCUGGGGGCCUUGUGGACAAUGUGAAGUUAACCCGGGUUACCCUUGACCUGACCCCUCUCUGAUGUAAAGAAUGCAGACCCGUAUGGAUGAUGUAAGCUAGGACCAUCAGCAACAGAGAUUCACUGACAACCCAGCCCAGCUGAAUCCCGGGGAGGGUGUCAGCUAAAUGAAAUAUGUCGACAGGGCCACUCCACAGGGAAAACUGCUCCACCCAGUCUGAACACUUGCUACUUUGAAGACCGGCAUGAAAUACCGCCACUGUUUAUUUUCCUAACAAAUAGUUAGAUGGCGCUACUGUGUGUCAUGAUGUACUAAGUGCUUUACAAAUAUUAACUCAUUUAAUUCUUAUUAAUAUUCUAUGAGGUAGGCUCCAUUAUUAUUCCACUUUUACAAACAAGAAAGCAGAGGUACAGGAGGUUAAGUAACUUGCCCAAGAUCACAUAGUUAGCAGCAGAACCAGAAUUCCAACCUCAAGCAGCUUGGCGCCAGACACUAGGUUCUUAACCUCUCUGCUACACCAUCUCUCAUUAACACAAGAUAAACCCUAAUCCUGAAAUCCAAACCAGUAACUAAAUCCAUCUCUCUAAUAUUCACCUCUGGCCCAAUCCAGGCUUAAAUGGAGAUACUAUCCCUGUGUCCAAUCACAACCAGAACCAAGCUCCAAAUAUAAUCUAAGGCAAAACUGGGAUUAUUUCUCCUCUUCUAAUCCUGACACAUUCCUGUACCCUGAAUGUCAUCUUAAGUUUAACCCUAUUCUUUACUCAAAUAUUAAUACAAAAUUAUUGCUUUAUCAAUAAAUUUAACUCAAGCCCAAAUCCUAACUGUGGCUCUUCAUCUAAUUAACCUCAACCCUGAUACAGAUUAGGAUUCAGUUUCCUCACUGACACAGUCUGACGCUGAUGGCAACUCUUGAUACUGCUCUCGACACUCUCCCUGACCCGCAGCCUGACUCCUACACCCAGGCUUCACGGAGGCCAAACCUCAGGAACCUCAAAUGGAGCAAAGACUCUGUCAGUGCCCUUAAAGCCCAGAGUGCAGAGUGGGUUUGUACCGCUCCUUUCCAAGUGUCUUGUCUUACAUCCCUUGAGACCGAAAGCUUGCUUCUGCAAAGCGUUUGGCUGGAGUGGGGGAUGCGGCCUGUGGUUACAUAACAGAAUCCUGUGCCAGAGCCCGGUUCUCACCCACACCCACCCUGCACCACUGAAUACAUUCCAAAGCCUGGAAGGAGCAGAGAUGUGAGGCAGGGAAAGUAGGGUGCGGAGGAGACCAGGUGAAGGGGUGAGAAGAACAAAGAAGCAAAGAACAGAAAAGGGAUGGGAUGAGAGCAAGGGCAGAGGGCAGAGGGCAGAGGGCAUCACUGGGGCGGCAGUGACUUCCGUUCCUCGACACGGCAGGAAGAAUGGAGUCAUGCGCAUCUCGCUGUAAUGAGAAAUUUAACCGGGACGCUGCCUGCCAGUGUGACCGGCGGUGUCACCGGCACAGGGACUGCUGUGAAGACUAUGAACAUCUGUGUGCUGCUGCAGAGGACCCCAAAGAGCCAGAGCCAUUCCUGGAGCUGGAGGAAGAGGAGGAAGAGGCAGAAGAGGCCCCCUCCAGCCACUUGUACUCGGCACCCACUUCCUGCCAGGGCCGUUGCCGGGAGGCCUUCAACAAGCACCAGCCCUGCCACUGCAACGCCCGCUGCCAAGAGUUUGGGAACUGCUGCGAGGAUUUCGAGAGUCUGUGUGGCAACCACGAGGGCUUCUCCCGUAGCAGUGACGCCAUAACCAAAGAGGAGCUUCAGAGCACCUCUGAGAAGAUCUACAAGGCAGACAUCAACAAAGCCCGGAAGGAAGACAUCAUUCUCAAUAGCCAAAAGUGCAUCUCCCCCUCGGAGACCGGAGACAAGGUGGAUCGCUGCCCAGAGCCACUCUUCACCUAUGUCAACGAGAAGCUGUUAUCCAAGCCCACCUACGCGGCCUUCAUCAACCUCCUCAACAACUACCAGCGGGCGACAGGCCACGGGGAGCACUUCAGUGGCCAGCAGCUGGCCGAGCAGGACACCUUCCUCAAGGAGAUCAUGAAGACGGCAGUCAUGAAGGAGCUCUACAGCUUCCUCCACCACCAGAACCGCUACAGCUCAGAGCAAGAGUUCAUUGAUGACUUGAAGAACAUGUGGUUUGGGCUCUAUUCAAGAAGCAGUGAAGAGGGAGACUCAAGUGGGUUUGAACACGUCUUCUCAGGUGAAGUCAAGAAAGGCAAGGUCAGCGGCUUUCAUAACUGGAUCCGCUUCUACCUGCAGGAGAAAGAGGGCCUCGUUGACUAUUACAGUUACAACUAUGACGGCCCUUGGGAUUCUUACCCCGACGUGCUGGCUAUGCAGUUCAACUGGGACGGCUACUAUAAGGAAGUGGGCGCCGCGUUCAUUGGCAGCAGCCCGGAGUUUGAGUUUGCACUCUACUCCCUGUGCUUCAUCGCCAGGCCGGGCAAAAGGUGCACGUUAAGCCUGGGUGGACAUUCCUUGGCCAUCCAGACCUAUACUUGGGACAAGACCACCUAUGGAAAUGGCAAGAAGUACAUCGCCACAGCCUAUGUGGUGUCUUCUACCCGAUAGAGCCUUGAGCCAGAAAGGGGCAUGAGGGCAGGGCAGUGAGGGCUCUUGCAAGGCCGAGGUGCCAUCUGCUGUGGACUUCAGAGGGGAAAGAGGAGACUGGGAGGGGGUUCCUAAAUCUCAAAUCCAUGAGAGGGAUUCCCAAAUCCCCAAAUGCCCAUAUGGGAAAGAAAAAUGAUAUAAAUCAGAAAAAAUUGCAGAGAAACAGUCAAAUCUUUGUCCUCUAGCAUUUUGGUAACAUAGACUAAGAAACAGAGUCCAGGCAGAGAAGGUGGACUCCUUUGCAAGCUCUUUGCCCUGAUGUGUGGUGGAACCACAAGCAAGUCCUUUGACCUCACUGGGCCUCAUGCUUUCCUUUAAUGUAAAGGGAAGGGGCCUGACCUCUUUCCUCUUUUGGGGGUUGGUGAGAGGGCAAACCUGGUGAUACAAUUACUGUGAAGGUGUUGUCAAUUCUUCUAAGGAAGAACGGCUGAUAGCAAUUCAUUCAAGAUUACUAUAAUGGCUGUUAUUGUACACAGCUCUGCAAACUAAAAUUCAGCCCUGUGUUAGGGGCCUCAAGGAAGUCAGGCCAUAGAAAUCAGGCAGUGGGCCUUUGGACUUUUCUAGAGUUAGAUCCUCUUAGAACAGAGUCUGGGAGAAUCUGACACUGGAGAAGGAUAAUGGGUUGGUGCAGUGAGCAGGCUAGGGGUAGGGUGGCCUUCUCUGGACCUGAGUGAUUUUGAAGCCAGCUCAGUAGCUGCAUCAAGAAGCUUCCCACUUGUGGGCGUUUAGUGCACUUAUAGACUUACGUUUUCAUCCCAAAUAGUUUUUGAAAGAAUUCCCCUCAUAGGAGGAAGAUGUCGUAUCAGAAGAAGUAAGGAGCCUACAGUUUUGUGAAUUAACAUAAUUAUUUUAAGGCCUAUACAGCAGCCAUAAUUUGAAUUAGUCUAGAAUAGGAGACCAGGGAGAUGUGGGUUCCCUAACUCAACCUGUUAUGCAUUUCUCCACGACUCCACUGGAAACCAGAUGUUGUCUCACAGAGCUAGGCGGACUACAGUUUAGAGGGUUUGAGUUUCCAAUUAAAGUCAUUUAAGAAAAUAUGAACUGUGUCUCUUCUUUGUAUAUGGCCCCCCUCAACUGUCUGUCUCCUCCCUGGAGCAGGGCUAGGAGUGAUACUUCUACUUUAGUGUCUUUUAAGAAUCUUGGAGAAUGUGGUAUCUGGGUGAAGUCCCCGAUGACUCCCCAAGGCUCUCUAGCCAAGAGGGGAAGAGAAUUCCUCCUGAUGCACCUGUAAUAUGAGGAGUGGAAGGAGCAUUGCACACAGAUUAUGAGGAGGGGGUGAAUGGAGACUGGUGGCCUCAUCCUUAAUAACCAUUUCCCUUAAUCACAUACACAGGAGUAUAAGGAUGCCUCUGGAUGCAGCUUCUGUGGUCACAGAGGUUGACCAAACUGUGGGAAGAGGGGAUGCUAAAGAGAUACACAAAGAGAUUUCUGACCUGUAAGAAGAUUACUUAAGCCACAAUGCUAGAAAAAUGUCAGGUAUGAAGGGAUAUCUCAGGCUAGUUACCAGAGUGCAGAUAGAUGAAACACGGCCUUGUCCUGCCCUUCCCCAGCAAGACAGGGAGUCAGUGGAGCAUAGUGGUUACAGUACAGGCUCUGAAGUCAUGUUGCCCGGUCACAGUCCCUGGCCAGACUCUGUCAUUUGCUGGCUGAUGAGCCAAUUUCCUCAUCAUUCAAAUGGGGAUAAUAUUACCACUUUUGUGACAUAAGCAAUGUAAAAUAACAUGCUAACCAUUCUUACAAUAAUUAUUGUCUCACUUAUAUAGAUUUCAUUUCACACUAGGAGAGGCAAUUUACCAUCUUUCUUAUCAGUCUUAACCUUCAUCUACUGGUACAUGCAACACUUGUGCUCCUUACAGACCUCUUCAGAGGUCUUCCAGGUAGUCACAUGGGAAACAAAGAGAAAGAGAUGUAGGAGAGAGUUACCCUAUUCUAGCAUCUGGACCUUAGCUUCGCAGGAGGGAGGGGCAGGAACUAACAUUUGUUAAGCUCUUACAAUGUCCCAAGCUGUGCUAAGAAGUCCUUUUGUGUACAUUUUCUCAUUCUGGUAGAUAUUUUUUUUUAAGCUUCUGACUACAUCUUGCAUGAUCUGGUAGGUAUUUUUAUCUUCACCACUUUAAUUUUACCUAGAUAACUGAGGCUCUGAUUAAGCCACAUUUGUAGUAAGCAGCAGAAUCAGGAUUGCAAAAUUCAACCCUUUUCCUUAUGUUGUAGUGAGCCUGGAUUUCUAGCAUUAUCCACUCAUUUAUUCAUU
Microcebus murinus (gray mouse lemur) is the source of this 5959-nucleotide messenger RNA. NCBI's taxonomy places the organism in Eukaryota, Metazoa, Chordata, Mammalia, Primates, Cheirogaleidae. The record is from RefSeq and is a predicted model, not a curated record.